AUGCCUCAGACGUUUUUUGUUUUUUGUUUUUUGUUUUUUGUUUUUUUGCAGCUCUUUCCUGGCACAGGGGAGAUUGCUGUGUGCGAGACAUGCAGGCUCGGCCGGGGAAAAUGCAGGAGAGCAUGCAUAGAGAGUGAGAAGAUUGUGGGCUGGUGCAAGCUGAACUUCUUCUGCUGUCGAGAGAGGAUCUGAACCCAACGACCAAUGGCCUUUGGACCUUGCAAGCCGUGCUGAAUGGAUGGUCAAGGAGAGAACAUCUGUGACUUC
This is a messenger RNA of Mus musculus (house mouse), 267 nucleotides long. It is a transcript of the gene Defb35, whose product is annotated as defensin beta 35. The transcript has 2 exons. Gene Ontology annotation, cellular component: extracellular region. Gene Ontology annotation, biological process: innate immune response. The coding region runs from base 1 to 192 and encodes 63 amino acids. Lineage: Eukaryota; Metazoa; Chordata; Mammalia; Rodentia; Muridae. The record is from RefSeq and is marked validated.